AGGUCCACCACAGUUUGACCACGAUUCAAACCUCUGGUGGCCUGCAAGCCUGAAAUUACACCUCCUUCAUUGAUUGGCAAAGUUUUGCAAAACACCAAAUGGAAAAAACCCAACAGCUUCACAUUUUCUUCUUUCCUUUCAUGGCUCAAGGCCAUAUCAUACCCACCAUAGACAUGGUCAAGCUUUUUGCUUCUCGAGGUCACAAAGCAACCAUUAUCACCACCCCUUACUAUGUUCUUCUUCUCUCCAAAACCAUCCAAAAAACCAGCGUUUAUGGUUCUUUGAUCAAUGUUCUAACGUUGGAAUUUCCUUGUGCCGAGAACGGAUUGCCACAAUGGUGUCAAAGCCUUGACAUGGCUUCCACACCUGAUCUGCUAUCCAAAUUCUUCAAAGCUACUACAACUCUUGGCACAAAACUUGACCAGCUCUUACAACAACACCGUCCCGAUUGCCUUGUAGCUGACAUGCUCUUUCCCUGGGCUACAGAUGUCGCAGCACGGUAUGGGAUUCCGAGGUUGAUCUUCCACGGAACCUGUUUCUUCGCUCUGUGUGCUACCGUGUGUGUGUAUCGUUAUGCACCUCACAAGGAUGUUACUUCUGAUUGUGAUCCUUUCCUCAUUCCUAAUUUACCUGGUGAGAUUAGCUUAACUAGAAGCCAAUUACCAGAUUUUGAUACGGAUGAUGUGGAAACCCAAUUUGUGAAAUUGUUCAGAGAAAUUAAUGAAACAAACGAGAGGAGCUAUGGGGUCCUGGUUAAUAGCUUCUACGAGCUCGAACGGGUUUAUGCUGAUCAUUACAGGAAGGGAUUGGGAUUUAAGUCAUGGCACAUUGGCCCGCUGUUCUUAUACAAUAAGAUGGAUGAAGAAGACAGAGCGAACAGGGGAAUGGAACCCUCCAUUGAUGAACACGAAUGCAUGAAUUGGCUUAAUUCCAAGAAACCAAAUUCAGUUAUUUAUGUAUGUUUUGGAAGCUUGGCAGAUUUCGACGAUGCUCAGCUACUGGAGAUUGCACAUGGUCUUGAAGCUUCAGGGCAGGAAUUCAUUUGGGUUGUGAAGAAAGGAAAGCAUGAAGGUGUUAAAGCAGAGUGGUUGCCCGUAGGAUUUGAGAAGAGAAUGGAAGGAAAGGGACUGAUUAUAAGAGGUUGGGCACCCCAAAUGCUGAUCCUUCAACAUGAAGCUAUGGGUGGAUUUGUAACACAUUGUGGAUGGAACUCAACGCUGGAAGGUAUUUGUGCAGGGUUGCCAAUGGUCACAUGGCCAGUCUUGGCCGACCAGUUUUACAAUGAGAAGCUGAUCACUCAAAUACUUGGAAUCGGUGUCAGUAUCGAUAAUCGGCGAUGGAGUAUGUUUAUGGUUGACUGUAUGAAGAGGGAAGCCACAGAGAAUGCUGUGAGUCGUCUUAUGGUAGGUGAGGAAGCAGAGGAAAUGAGAAGCAGAGCUAGGGCCCUUGGGGAAAUGGCAAAAGGGGCUGUUGAAGAAGGUGGGUCUUCUUGCUCAGACUUAAAUGCCUUAAUUGAAGAAUUAAAACAACGUAAGAUGGUCCCUGAUUCAAGCUAGACUAUAUGUAUGUGUGCUUUCAAUGUUUUUUCUUUUGGAAUUUUAUGUGCUUUCAAGGCAGUUUUAUAAGAAAUUAGAGGUUUGUUUGGUUGGAGGAAUAACCUGGAACAAUAACAUUAAAAUGCCUCUAAUUUCUAAUUUUAUUUCAUGUGGUAACAAUAUUGGAAACAGUAUAUAUUGUCGAACAAUGCUGGUUGCUCAACAUUAUAAACCUAAAUUAUAAGAGAUUUGGAUUGGGAGUUUUUA
Ziziphus jujuba (common jujube) is the source of this 1802-nucleotide messenger RNA. Its product is annotated as UDP-glucose flavonoid 3-O-glucosyltransferase 7. Gene Ontology annotation, molecular function: UDP-glycosyltransferase activity. The record is from RefSeq and is a predicted model, not a curated record. The transcript has a single exon. The coding region runs from base 99 to 1556 and encodes 485 amino acids. Lineage: Eukaryota; Viridiplantae; Streptophyta; Magnoliopsida; Rosales; Rhamnaceae.